AAAGAACAGUUUCCGACCUUGAAUUAUCUCUUUUUUUGAUUGUUUGACAAUCAUAUGACAGCUUGAUGAUCACUUCUGAGAAAUUCAUUUUGCAUUUGUGUUCUUAAUGGAAAAAUGAAGCUUAUUUAAGUAACCAUUUGAUCUUCAAACGCAGACCUUUCAUGAGAUGACACAAAAUAAAUAAGAGAGUUGAAAAAGGAGUUCCCUGUUCAAAUCCCCUUCCUCUUCUUGAACCAGUGGUAUGAGAAGAAACUGAGAAGUCCAGAUGGAGGCAGAGGUGGCAGAGGUUUUGUUGUCCAAAAACAAAUCAGUUUUGUCUGGAAAUUCACACGGUGAAGGGAAUUGUGAGUUGAAGAGUUACAGUUCAGGUCUGAAAUGGGUGUUUCUUGAUUACUCGAGUUUGUGGAGAACUGGGCUUUCUUGGUCGAUCUUUUUCCUGCUAAAUAUAGGGGUACCGCUCGUGUCCCACUUUGUGUUUUCUUGCUCUGAUUGCGAUCCCAGCCAUCAGAGGCCGUAUGAUGCAAUUGUCCAGUUGUCUCUAUCGCUGUUUGCUGCACUUUCUUUCAUUAGUCUCUCUUCUUUCGCGCGUAAAUAUGGGCUUCGUAGGUUCCUGUUUCUUGAUAAAUUGUAUGAUGAGAGUGAGAAGGUUCGACAAGGGUAUACUCAACAGCUUCAUAGAUCAGUCAAGCUGCUGUCAGCGUUUGUUCUCCCCUGUUUCUUUGCCGAUAGUGUGUACAAGAUAUGGUGGUUCAGCUCAGGAGGAACCCAAAUUCCUUAUUUGUAUAACAUGUAUUUGAGCAAAGUGAUAGUCUGCAUACUCUUGAUGUGCUCGUGGCUAUAUCGCAUCUCAAUCUGUUUUCUUGUGUGUCUCCUCUUCCGCCUCACAUGUUAUCUGCAAAUACUAAGAUUAGAAGAAUUUGCUCAGGUGUUUGAGAGAGAAUCUGAUGUUGCUUCAAUUUUGAUAGAACAUCUCAGGAUCAGAAGAAAUCUCCGUGUCAUAAGCCACCGGUUUAGAGUCUUCAUCUUGUCGACGUUGAUCCUAGUAACAAUUAGCCAAUUCGUUUCUUUGCUGGUUACAACUGAACCAAGAUCUAAAAUCAACAUUUCCACUUCUGGAGAACUCGCGUUAUGCUCCAUCACCCUGGUAACAGGGCUCUUGAUCUGCUUGCGAAGUGCAGCAAAGAUAACGCACAAAGCACAGUCUGUUACAUCACUUGCAGCUAAAUGGCAUGCCUGUGCCACAAUCGAUUCAUUUGAUGAAUUAGAUGAUGAGACUCCUACAGCCCAGAUUGCUUCGGCCCGGGCAGGAUAUCCUGUCACUUCCAAUUGGGAUAGCGACACUGAAGAAGGAGAUGGAGAUGAUGCACUGGACAAUACAAACUUGGUGCCAAUUUAUGCAAAUACUAUAACCUAUCAGAAGAGGCAAGCACUAGUGACGUAUUUUGAGCACAACAGAGCUGGAAUCACAGUAUACGGAUUUAUGCUGGACAGGACGUGGCUUCAUACAAUAUUUGCGAUUCAGCUUUCACUUACACUCUGGAUAUUGAACAAGACGAUUGGCAUUUCGUGAUUUGUUUUAUCAUCCUCUGGUGUUUAAAACAUCUUUUUCAUGAGUGCGGCUAUGUUUUGGAGUUGAUUGAGUGAUUACCUGCGACAGCCUUAAAUCUGAUCUGAAACACUUGCAUAUACUUAGGAAAUAUAUCAUGUCAAAUUAGUUUGUUGUCCGUAUGUACUCUGUCUGCGACCUUGUUGAACACAGUGAGUGUCUCAUCAGUUGUAUGAUAGAGAAUUGCAUCACUUCUUUUUGGUGAUUCCAUA
Messenger RNA from Sesamum indicum (sesame), 1818 nucleotides. RefSeq lists its product as uncharacterized. Lineage: Eukaryota; Viridiplantae; Streptophyta; Magnoliopsida; Lamiales; Pedaliaceae. The record is from RefSeq and is a predicted model, not a curated record.